AUGAAGGAGACUAACAGUAUCUAUCUUGCACUGCUACUCGGGUUCUGUGCAUCAACAAAUGCAGCGCCACCUUUCAAUUCGCAAUCAUCAGCGCAGCUCGGCCUCAUAAACACAACCGCUUCCUUUGCUGCUCUUCCCAACAUUACAAUACCUGAUGGUAGCACGCGCAUAUCCGUUGGCCCAGCCUUCCCACCUGGUCUGAAGCCACCAGGACACGGCAUGUACUACGAGGUGCCGUUUUCGGACCCGCCCGUCAAGCUAAAAUUCCAGUACUGGAAGCUCAAUCCCGACCGCAACGAGACCGAAGUAGGCGAGUGCUUCCAAGAAGCCAUAAGGGAAUGCAGCGACCGGGCGAAACGGUCCACAAAGAUGAUCAAAAGGGGUUGGGAAAGCGGGACAAUUGUCCUCGGGGUUGUGCCGUGGAAACAAGCAGCGCUCUUCCUCAGACACAGCGUGAUUACUACGUUUACUUCCAAAUCGACUUCCAUUCCUCGAAAUUCACCGCACACCUUGGACAACCGUCUUACGGCCUCGGUCACUAAAGUACCUCUGAUCUUGCAUUUUCCGCAACCGGAUCUCCACACCUACGGCCUCUCUGCGACUAAAAAUCCCAACUCAUCUAAUAUGCGUCUGCUCAACACGAAAUCACUCCAAUUCGAGCAGUUUUUCGAUAGCCAAAUCCCAAAGUACGCUAUUUUAUCGCACAGAUGGGGCGAUGACGAGGUGACCUUUCAGGAGUUCCGAAAGGGCACGAAGCAAGACGGUCAAGGCUAUGACAAGGUCAUAGAGUGCUGCGUUGUCGCCGACAGCCAAGGUUUCCAAUGGGUUUGGAUUGACACCUGUUGCAUCGACAAGAAGAGCAGCGCUGAGCUCUCUGAGGCGAUCAAUUCCAUGUAUCGUUGGUAUGAAGGUGCGGCGGAGUGCUAUGCAUACCUCUCGGACGUCACCUGGGACAUUGAAGACAGAGAAGCGUCUAAGCUAGCAUUUCAAGCAAGCGUAUGGUUUACCCGCGGAUGGACGCUUCAAGAACUGCUCGCUCCUCCUAAGGUGAUGUUCUUUGAUCGUGAGUGGAAAUCUUUUGGAACCAAGAAGGAUCUGUCUAGGGAGAUAUCAGCCGCGACAGGAAUCAGCGUCGAUCACAUGGAAUCGCAGUCCUCGGCAUGUGUGGCAACAAAGAUGAGCUGGGCGUCGAGCCGAGCGACCAGCAGAUUGGAGGACAUGGCGUACUGUAUGCUGGGCUUAUUUGACGUCAACAUGCCGCUGCUCUACGGAGAGGGGAACAAAGCUUUCGUGAGACUUCAGCUGGAAAUUAUCCGGAAGUCGGACGAUGAGUCGGUCUUCGCCUGGACUUCGUCAAGAGCCAGUCAUGGACUGCUGGCUCCCUGGCCGACCUGUUUUGCCCAGUCGGGGGACAUCAAGAUCCACUCGUCCCUGAAAAAGAAGAGGUUCCCCUACCUUAUGACAAACCAAGGGCUGGAAUUCGAAGUGCCAUGUCGGUGGCGUUUUUCAUUUGGAGGGAAAGUAAAGUGGGAUCAGUCGAAAGACAGAUUGUCACUCGCACUCAAUUGUUGGAGGGAGGGCGCGAAAGGUCCUCUUGCCGUCACGAUCAUACUUGCCAGACACGGCACCACUUGGCAAAGAGAGGGUUGUGACAAGCUGGAACUGAGCAAGUCCGUAAGGGAUUCCGUGGGUUCCAAGGGGGAACUCAAUCAGGAUGUUCGACCUCUGCGACCAGCUGAACGACCCGACGAUGGUCCAGGCUCCGUGUCAUUGCUGUUGGAAGAGAGUGUCGAAGAUACCCCGCCGGCCUCCGAGGUCUGUGAGGCAGCCUGUGAGCCACUCAAAUCAACGAACAAAGCUACCCGGUACCCCGAGCUCAACCAGAAGUCUUGA
Letharia lupina is the source of this 1893-nucleotide messenger RNA. RefSeq lists its product as uncharacterized. The coding region runs from base 1 to 1893 and encodes 630 amino acids. NCBI's taxonomy places the organism in Eukaryota, Fungi, Ascomycota, Lecanoromycetes, Lecanorales, Parmeliaceae. The transcript is spliced from 4 exons. The record is from RefSeq and is a predicted model, not a curated record.